Molecule: messenger RNA, 2028 nt
Organism: Adelges cooleyi (spruce gall adelgid)
Lineage: Eukaryota; Metazoa; Arthropoda; Insecta; Hemiptera; Adelgidae
Exons: 2
Coding region: 20-1762 (580 amino acids)
Source: RefSeq, a predicted model, not a curated record
UUCAAAAUCUACAGUAAAAAUGUAUCACUUACAGUAUUACUACAUUUUUGUUUUUUGUGUUUUCUUUUUAAGUAAAAUCAUUGUGGUAAUAAAUGCAGCUUAUAGUGAAGAUGAUAAGAAUGAUAUUAAAAUCUUCGUCGACUUACUGGACGACAUACCCACAUGGGAUCAAGCGCAAACAGAAUUUGAUCAAAACGAACUCGACCAAAUCGAGGGGAUCAUAAUCAACGGUGUACAAAAUCCAGGAGACGUCGAGUUAAACAACAAGUAUGAAAGGACAUUUACAGCGUUGAAAUGCACUUACGGUUAUGCGGUGCAAAACAUGUUAUUAAAUUUGAAACGGUUGUCUAUGUACGAUAAAUCAAUGCAGUCACAAUCAAAUCAAAAAGCACAAAGCAGUGAAGUUCAUGUAGUUAAUCAAAGCGGUAGCGAUAAGAAGGUUGAACCGUCAAAAAAAAAAAAAGUUAGGUUCAACGACGAGGUCAAAUUGUUAGCUAUAGACAAAGAGAACACUUUACAGAUAUCGGAGAUAAUUAAGAAAAAAUCGGUAGACCUGAGGAACGAUAUGGGGUUCAGGGCACAAAACGCAAACAACAUCGUGCAAAACCAACUUCUUGGCCAGGAGUAUGUAAUAGAUUUGUCGAAAAAUAAACGGUACAGGAGUCCGAAUCUGCCACUGAGCAACUACCAUAUGUAUGUUGAGGACUACAUGAUGGUGGUGAAUCGCAUGCUGUCGGUUUUACAUAUGGCCAAACGCGUUGCUGCCAAUUGGCUGUGGAACGUUUCCAUUGUGUUGAGCGCUAUCAACUGGUUCCAAUUGAAAUUUGAAACUUUAUGGAUCCGCGACGAUAUCCAAACUGCGAUUGAUGACUUUGUGACUCAGUGCACUGCGAAAAAGUACUUGGAACGUGCUCCACCGACCAAAGUACAUGGUUUUGAAAACGAUUUAAAAAGCAUGCUUGAAAGUUUAAAUCGGUCGGCCGUGCUGUUGGAGUACUUGAGACUGGCUGAGAUUACUCCGGAUCCCGAUUGGACCAGAUUGUUCAAAUACCAAGAGAAAUUGGUUGUAUACGGUUGUAUUUGGAAUAGAAUACCGUUAGACGUUAAUACUAUGCCGUGGUUGCAAAAGAAUCUCAUUGAUUGGCAAAAAGUCGAGAGGGCUUUGAGCGACGCCCACAAACAAGUGCAAGACACAUGGUUAAACGAUCCGUUUUUAAUAAAGAAAUACAUUUCAAUGACAAAAGACGUGGUUUUCAUUAAUAUGCUCUACCACCUGUUCAUCCAUUUUAUCACCUACUUAGAGAUCCGUCCGUGGACGAUAUGGGCCAAAAUUCUUAGACUGGUUACGCUUUCUUUGACAAAACCAACCGACGAUACAUUGGACUGGUUCAUGAAAUGUCCUACACUCGCGUUUAAGACUUUUUUUGAAAUCGCCGGCUUAAAUGAAGAUUCGUUUUACUCGGAAGUACUUGAAUAUAUGAACGAUGCUAAGCUUAAAGACCACGCCAAAUUUCAAAUUAUCACUACAAAAGUCGCGCUCGAAUUGGAAAAAUAUUUAAGAAGCUUUGGAGUGUUCCACAAAUUUAUCUACAUAGGUGUGUCCAAGACCGUGGUUAAAAAUAUUCCAUAUGCGGAUAGUACCGAGUGUCGCUAUUUCUUUAAUCAAGUACUUGAAACAUUUGUUUAUAUUAAUCCUUCAAACUUGAAUAUUGUUAAUUGGUUUUUAAUGAGCGAAAACGAAGUAUGGUUGUUGGAUUCAUAGGCAAUCAUAACAUAAUAGUAACAAUAGUAACAUACGUAAAUUCAAUAUUUUUUGUUUUAUUAUUAUUUCAUUGGAAUUUUACAAACGACAAUUUUGAUAUUGGAUAUCUCUUUUGAAGUUGGAAAUUGUUUAGUCAAAUUUGCUUGACUGAUUUUAGUAAACAAAAACUGCGUAUAUUAUACAAAAUAAAUCAUUAAAUCAAAGUUGUUUUUCAAAAAGUAUUAUUGUAUUUUUUUUAAAACUUAUCACAAUAUUAAGUUACCUAU